CCCGGUCUAAUGCAGCAUUAAAUAAUACCUGCUGUGGGUCUAUGAGAUUAAUUCGUGCGUUAGAUUAAACAGUACAUGCACUCAAUUCUGAUGACUUUGUAAAAGAAAAAAGAAAAAAAAAGAAAAUAUGAAAAUAAAUAAAUAGAUCGACAACAUAUACAGUAAGUAAGUGUAAGAGUGGAAUGUUUCUCUGCUCUGUUUCUACUCUAGUCCAGAUCCGCGCGCAUGCUCAGCUCCACGCCUGCUGUUCCAUGUGACUCUGCGCCUCGGUAAAAUGGCUGUGUCUCGCGGAGCCUCGUGCUGGUUAGAUCGGAUUCUCGCUCCUACUCUCCUUCUGUAAUAGAGGCACUGUGCACACAUUUCGUCUCAGUUCAAUUCAUUCCUGGGGUCCUCAUUUCUAUUAACCACCUAACUUUUUGCAAACUUAGAAACUGGACUGAAGACCGGGUCCGGUCUGGAGGUAGGGGUGGGGAGGAAUGAUCCGGGACACAGGUACAUUGUUAAAAUAAUUGUAUUUAUAUCCGGUGUCGCUCGGAGCUCGAUUGUCUCCUUUUUUAAAAGUGGAACAGCUCGAGAGAGAGAGAGAGAGGGAAAGAAAAAUAGAGGAGAGAGAGAGAGAGGGAAUAAUGGCCGCUGCGCUCAGCACGAGCCCAGCCGCCGAACUGAAGAAACCGGACCGAGACGCGCAGGAAGAUUUGAUACCGGGAGAGACGCAGCACGAAAACAAGGACAACGGAGGCUCUCCUGGACAGAAAGAGCUUCAGGACGGACAGGAGGUAGCUAAUGCACCGGGAGGAGGAAGAAGAGGAGGAGGAGGAGGAGGUGGUGGUGGUGGUGGAGGAGGAGGAGGAGGAGGAGGGGACCCUGACAUGAAAAACGGCAACGACAAUUCGUCCCGGAUGAACAACAGUAAUAACAACAACCAGAACGAUCUAGACGCUAACAGCCACCCGGGCAUUGCUCAUCACCACCAGAGCGUUUUCCCUCCACCUCCAUACGGCUACAACCGGGGCCCUUUUCAUCAACAUGGCGGACAACAAAGCCCUGGCAUGGCACCGGGCAGUAUAAUGGAGCCUUAUCCGACAAACUCGCACGAGCACGGCUUCCCCAACCAUUACAACAACAACUAUGGGUCAUUCCCAAACCGGACUCAAUAUCAGGGCCAAGGCUAUGGCGUGAAUUCCCCGCGCACGAGCCAGCCAGGCAAGCAGCAGCAGUCAGGAGGAACUCUUAUGGCGGGUUCGUAUAAUAAUCAGAGGUAUAACAUGAGCAACCCUCAACCAACCCCGACCCCAACUUUAAACCAGCUCCUGACCUCACCCUCCGCCACCAGAGGCUACCAGAAUUACCCUCAGAAUGACUAUAACAGUCAGGACGGGACGAGCAAGGGAGCAGGGGACAUGAGCAGCACUAAUCACUAUGGAGGGGGUCAUCCGCCCUGGCAACAAAGAGGCCAUCACGCGCCCCCCAUGAGCCCGGGGAACACCGCUCACGCGCUCAACAGGAACCAGACCCAAAGCCCGAUGGAGCAGGUGGGGAAGAUCAGGGGUCAGCAUUACGGAGCAGGAAACCCCUACACUCAGCAGCAGCAGCAACAGCAACAGCAGGGGCCUCCGCCAGGGGCCCAGCAAGGGCCUCCCUACCCCGCGCAGGGCUACGGCUCACCGGGACCACAAAGAUACCCAAUGAGCAUGCAGGGCCGCACCGCUGGGGCUAUGGGAGGCAUGCAGUAUGGACAGCAGAUGAGUUACAGUCAGCAAGGCCCAGGAGCUUAUGGCCAGAGCCAAGGAGGCUACUAUGCUCAGCAGAACCCUCUUGCUCCUCAUGGAGGCCUUCAGCAGGGUUCCUACCCUCAGCAGCAUUCCAGUGGUCCAGGCUCCCAGCAUCCCUACACCCAAUCUCCAUCAGGUCCUGCUCUGCCUCAAGGGGGACCUCCGUACUCACAGCAACCCCAGGGUCAGUCUUCGUACCCCCAGCCUCCACAUUCCCAGGCUGGCCAGCCUCCUUAUCCUCAGUCGCAGGGUACACCUCAGUCAGCUCAGGGCCCUCAGCAGCAACCCGGAUUCCCUCAAGCACCGCCUGGUUCCGGGCAGCAGCCACCACCACCACCUCCAGCUUCUACUCAGCAGCAGCAGCAGGGCACGACACCGCAGCAGCAGCAGCAGCCUGGUGUAGGACCUCCUCAGCAAUCCCAGCAGCCCAUGGGUCACGGUCCUCCUCCACAGGGGCAUCAGCCCUCACCCUACUCCCAAACCCCACCCACGCAGCCUCAGCAGCAGACGCCCUUCCAGCGCUUCCCUCCUCCACCGCAGGAGCUGGCUCAAGACUCCUUCAGUUCCCAUGCUUCUGGUCCUACCUCCAGCCAGCCCCUGGGCUCCAGUAAGAGUGCUCCAGAGGACAGCAUGCAGGGCUGCCCUUCCAGUCUGCCCGACCUGGGCUCCAUCGAUGACCUGCCCACCGGGACAGAGGGUGCACUGAGUCCAGGGGUCAGCACGUCUGGCGUGUCCAGCAGUCAGGGCGAGCAGAGCAACCCAGCUCAGUCACCGUUCUCUCCACACACCUCGCCUCACGUACCGGGUAUCCGUGGGCCUUCACCAUCCCCCGUGGGCUCGCCGGCCAGUGCCACGCCUUCUCGCACCGGACCUCUUUCACCUGCUGGAAGUCAGAUGCCUCCCAGACCUUCCAGCGUCCAGUCAGAUGGAAUCUUACAUUCUUCCAUAAACCAGUCCGCUGUGGGCCAGGAGAGAGUCUACAUGAGGAACACACAGAUUCCUCCUUACGGCUCUCCUCAGCCUGCCUCCGCCUUAUCCCCACGCCCACAGUCUGGAGGCCAGGUGCAUGCUGGGAUGGGUCAUUAUCCUCAGAACAACUCCAUGGGCAAUUACGGGCCCCAAGGAGGGCAGUAUGUUCCUCAAGGCUACCCGAGGCAGCCCGGGUACAGCGGCAUGCCCGGACCUAAUUAUCCCAGCGGCCCGAGCAUGGGCACCCCGAUGAAUCCCAUGUCGGGGCAGGGAGGAGGGGGUGCGUAUAGCGGAAUGCCUCCUGGCCGCAUGGGUCCAGGGCAGAUGGGCUCGAGGCCGUACGGUCCCGGUCCUGGCAUGAGCCCCAACAUGGCUGGCAUACCACCUCAGGUGGCCUCGGGCAUGUGUCCUCCACCGGGCAUGAACAGAAAACCCCAAGAUCCGAGCACAGCAGGCAUGCACCACGCUCCUGCUAACUCCAUACACAGACCUCCUGGUUAUCCGGGUAUGAAUCAGGGGAUAAUGGGAGCCGGGUCUCCGUACGCACCACCUAUGAACAGCAUGCACGGGAUGAUGAACCAGGCAGGACCGUACACCAUGGGAGGCAACGUGGCCAACAACUCGGCAGGCAUGACCCCCAGCCCGGAGUUCGGCAUGGAUAAGCUUAACCAAAACCAGAAGAUGAAUAAUAAAGCUGAUGGAACUCCUAAGACUGAAUCAAAAAAGAAGUCAAACUCUUCCACCACCACAAAUGAGAAGAUAACUCGGCUUUAUGAACUGGGAACUGAGCCAGAGAGGAAGAUGUGGGUGGACCGAUACCUGGCCUUCGCUGAGGAGAAAGCCAUGGGCAUGACCAACCUGCCGGCGGUGGGCCGAAAGCCUCUCGACCUCUUCCGCCUUUAUGUAUCUGUUAAAGAGAUCGGUGGCCUUACACAGGUGAAUAAGAAUAAAAAGUGGAGGGAGCUGGCGACGAACCUGAAUGUUGGGACCUCUAGUAGUGCCGCUAGCUCCCUAAAGAAGCAGUACAUUCAGUGUCUGUAUGCCUUUGAGUGCAAGAUCGAGCGUGGUGAGGACCCACCUCCAGACAUUUUUAACAACGACCCCAAAAAGAAUCAGGCGAAGGUACAGCCACCCUCUCCAGCGGGAUCUGGAUCAUUACAGGGUCCUCAGACUCCACAGUCGACUAGCAGCUCCAUGGCUGAAGGAAACGAUCUGAAACCCCCUACCCCUGCGUCAACACCCCACAGCCAAAUGCCUCCUAUGCCCGGUGUGCGGAGCAAUGUGAAUGUUCAAGACCCGUUUGCUGAUGGUGGAGAUCCUGCUUUUGCUAGACGGAGCUCGCUGACGCCUAACUCCAACUUCCAGCCCGGAAUGGGAGGCCCACCUGAUAUAAUGGGUCGUUUAGGACCAGGAGGACCAGGACCAGGACCGUACGAGCCUAAUAAGGACCCUUUUGGUGGUAUGAGGAAAGCCGGUGAGCAGUUCAUGAAUCCGGGACAAGGCCCCAGCAGUGGAAUGAGUGAACAGUAUAACAGAGGCCCUCCAGGACCUAUUGGUAACGUGCAGUUAGGUCACAGACAACAGUAUGGACCAUACGGACCAGGAUAUGAACGAAGACAAGAGCCAGGCAUGAGUCCAGAUGGCAGUAUAGGUCCUGGAGCCCCACAGCCAAACCCCAUGCCCUCUGGUGCUGACACAGGGAUGUACUCGCCUAAUCCACAACAGCAAAGGCAUGAUUCCUUUGUGAAUCAGUACACUGGCCAGAGUGCACCCACUGGUGGACAGUACCCAAACCAACAGCCUGGAAUCUACCCACAGCAGCCGAAUUACACACAGAAGAGGCCUGGAGAUGGUGGUUAUGGUCCCCCAGCAAAGCGUCAUGAGGGGGAAAUGUAUCCAUUCAGUGGCCAGCAGCAACAGGGCCCUCAACCCUCUGGUGCACCCCAACAGGACAUGUACAACCAGUAUAAUGCCUUCCCUGGCUCAGAUCGACGUCCUCCUGGUCCACAGAGUCAGUUCCCUUUCGGUUUUGGACGGGACAGAGGGCCUAAUGCUGGCAGCUCUAACUCUCAGUCCUCCAUGCCACCCCAGAUGAUGGGCAGUCCCUUGUCAUCUGUCCCUGAUGGGCCCCAAGGUCCCGUGUGGCAAGGCCGAAAUGACAUUAACUAUUCCAACUAUCCCGGUCGUCAGGGACCUCCUGGAGUUUCCACUCAAGGUCCAGGGUACCACGCCAUUAACCGUUCUGAAGACCUAUUACCUUCAGACCAGAGAAUGAAUCAUGAAGGUCCAUGGCCUGGUCAUGUCAACCAAAGGCAGCCUCCUUAUGGACCUGGUGGUUCUGGCCCACCAAUGUCUAGAACACUGCAGUCCAAUUUUCAGUCCUCUCAAAAUCACAUUCCACAGGUAUCAAGUCCAGCACCCAUGCCAAGUACCAUAGAGAACAGUACAUCUCCCAGCAAAACUCCAUAUAUGCAUACUGGGAUAAAGAUUCAGAAACCUGGACCUCUAGCCCCGGCUUCACACAUAGCUCAGCCACCGGUACAGCAUCCCAUGGUAAGGAGAGACGUAGCCUUUCCUCCAGGGUCUGUGGAGGCGACCCCGCCCCUUCUCAAAACACGCCGCCGACUUACGACGAAAGAUAUCGGAACACCAGAAGCCUGGAGAGUCAUGAUGUCCCUGAAAUCAGGAUUGCUGGCAGAGAGCACUUGGGCCUUAGACACCAUCAGUAUUCUUCUCUAUGAUGAUAAUAGCAUUUCAACCUUCAGUCUGUGUCAGCUUCCUGGCUUCCUUGAACUGAUAGUAGAGUAUUUCCGUAGAUGCCUCAUUGAAAUCUUUGGUAUCUUGAAAGAAUAUGAGGUUGGAGAUCCUGGGCAGCGAACACUGAUUGACCCAGAUGCUGCAGACACUGAUGUCUCUGAUGAAGAAGGCCCAGAAGUAGGGCAGAUGGAUGAAGAAGAGGACAGUGAGGAGAAGAUUAGCCAACACGCAUCACAAAUUCAAGUCAAGCAUGAGAAUGAAGAGCCUAUGCAUGACCGGAAUUACAUGGAUGAAGAAGAAAAGGAAGGAGGAAUUUCUUCAUCUAAAGAGCAGGAAUUAUCUAUGCCCUUCCAAGACAGUAAUGGAGUACAGGAAAAGCUGAAACAGGCUAGCAAAUUUGACAAGCUUCCCAUUAAGGUAGUGUGGAAGAAAGACCCGUUCGUCAUUGGUCGCACCGGCAAGUUGGGUCAGCGACAGAGUUUUGACAGUGGUCUGAUUCAUUGGAGUGUCGGUGGAGGCGACACCACGGAACACAUCCAAACUCACUUUGAGAGCAAGAUGGAGCUGCUCAAACCUCAUAAACGCGUGCCUGUGAAAAAAGAGGCACGUCCAGUCACGGACCUGGUUACUGAGAACGGAAGUAAGAGUGAGAGAAGCAUACAACACCAGCAGAACGGGCAGCAACUGGAGUCUCAGCCUUCCUCAAACAAACAAGAGGAGGAUGGGGAGAACACCUCAGCUAUAGCCAGUGCACCUGACUGCAUUAUGACCACUGUUGAUGAUGUGUUGUCUGGCUGGUCAGCAUCAGCAGCUGAAGAACCUGUGCAGAAUGGCACAGCAAAUGGGGAGGAUAAGAACCUGUCUGGACAGGAUAAGAAGUUCUUGUCUGACCGAUCCCAGCAGAUCAGCAGCAUUAAGAUCCUUGAGGACGAGCCGUACAGCAAGGAUGAAUCCCCAUUGUGCACUUUGUCAGACUGGCAGGACUCGCUAGCCCGCCGCUGCAUAUGCGUCUCUAACAUUGUCCGCAGCCUGUCCUUCGUCCCUGGCAAUGACAGCGAAAUGUCCAAACAUCCAGGUCUGCUACUUAUACUGGGCCGUGUGGUACUCCUGCACCACCGGCAUCCCGAGCGCAAGGAGGCCCCGGUCACCUAUGAGAAAGAGGAUGAGGAGGAUGAAGGAGUCAGCUGUGAGCAAGAUGAAUGGUGGUGGGACUGUCUGGAGGUUCUGCGAGAAAACUGUCUGGUCACGUUGGCGAACAUCUCCGGCCAGUUGGACCUUUCCAUGUAUCCUGAGAGUAUCUGCCUGCCCCUGCUCGAUGGUCUUCUCCACUGGGCUGUCUGCCCGUCAGCAGAAGCCAUUGACCCCUUCCCUACGUUGGGGAUUAAUGGAGCGGUUUCCCCUCAGACAGUGGUUCUUGAGACCCUUAGCAAGCUCAGCAUCCAGGACAAUAAUGUUGACCUCAUUUUGGCCACGCCACCCUUCAGUCGCCUGGAGAAAUUCUACAGUUCGCUGGUACGCUUAAUUGGUGACCGUAAGGUACCCGUGUGCCGGGAAAUGGCUGUGGUGCUGCUGGCCAACCUGGCCCAGGGUGAUAGCCUGGCAGCUCGGGCCAUUGCAGUGCAGAAAGGCAGUAUAGGGAACCUCCUGGGGUUUCUGGAGGACAGUCUAGCUGCCACACAGUUCCACCAGAGCCAGGCUUCACUGCUGCAUAUGCAGGGGUCCCACUUUGAACCCAGUAGCGUGGACAUGAUGCGGCGGGCAGCCCGUGCCCUGCAUGCCCUCGCCAAAGUAGAAGAGAACCACUCCGAGUUCAUGUUGUACGAGUCGCGGCUACUGGACGUCUCCGUAUCCCCGCUCCUGAACUCGGGAGUGUGCCACGUCAUCUGUGAUGUACUGUUUCUGAUCGGCCAGUCAUGACAGCUGUGGGGCUGACCUUUGACCGCUUUUAAACCCCUUUCAGAUCUGUGUGAAUGGAAUGAAAUGUAACAGCGAAAACUGACUGUCCUUUUUUUAAUUUAUGCAAAAAAAAUCACCUCAAAUUCCACUGAUCGCUCUUUCUACCGUGCUUCUUUCUAAAGGAAGGAUUUCACAAAGUGGAUUUAAACUCGAAUAAAAUGAAGAGAAAACUAAUGUGGAUCCAUGACCUAUGACCUUGGGAGAGUGUGCUGCCAGGAUGAUUUUUGUUUUGUUUUGUUUUUUUAAAUUAAAAUGGAAAAAGUAGAUUUAAAAAAAAACAAACUUAAACUAACCAAAGUUGCUGUCACAUUUACAGUGAGUUUGGGGUAUAAGGGUGUCCAGUGGUCUUUUUGGUGUACUGGGCAGGCAGACACUAUUGUUUAGUUCUUGUUUGGAGGCUAUACAGUUUUAGACUCUUGUUUGUGUUCUAAUUUGUAACUCGGACGAUAUAUAUACACUGAGCCCAGGGACCAGGUCAUUGGCUGUGAACAGACAUCUGUAAAUGGAAGGCCUGUACAGUAGAUUGUAUGACUUUUUUUUUUUUGUACUGUACACCUUAAAGUGACGAGCUGUAAACAUACUGUAAUAAUAAUAAUAAUAAUAAUAAUACUGUUUCACACUGAGAUAACGCUGACUUGGCAGCAAAAACUGUAGUUUUUAAAAUGAUUUUCGUUCUUAUUUAGAGAAAGUGGGGAGGAAAAAACAAAAAGACAUUCUUCCCCCCAAAAGUAUCGUGUACAACACCCCGACCUCUUUGUCCCUUGAUUGUAUGACUUGACCCUCAAAGAAAUCACCUCUUAGGACUGGUCUUGAGCUUCAGAUGCAGUCCAGGCUGCAAUGUAAAUAAUGAUGUACAAUACACUUUGCUCUUUCUCUCUCUCUCUCUCUCUCUCUCUCUCACCCUUAUUGCGCUCUUCACCAUUUUUAAUCUUUGAUUAAUUAAAGGUUACACUCAAGAUCUCUUCA
Molecule: messenger RNA, 8420 nt
Organism: Hemibagrus wyckioides
Lineage: Eukaryota; Metazoa; Chordata; Actinopteri; Siluriformes; Bagridae
Gene: arid1ab
Product: AT-rich interactive domain 1Ab
Exons: 20
Coding region: 627-7415 (2262 amino acids)
Biological process (GO): positive regulation of DNA-templated transcription; regulation of transcription by RNA polymerase II; chromatin remodeling
Cellular component (GO): brahma complex; SWI/SNF complex; nBAF complex
Molecular function (GO): DNA binding; nucleosome binding
Source: RefSeq, a predicted model, not a curated record